This is a messenger RNA of Aphidius gifuensis, 1937 nucleotides long. Its product is annotated as SET and MYND domain-containing protein 4-like. The transcript is spliced from 4 exons. Gene Ontology annotation, molecular function: protein binding. NCBI's taxonomy places the organism in Eukaryota, Metazoa, Arthropoda, Insecta, Hymenoptera, Braconidae. The record is from RefSeq and is a predicted model, not a curated record. The coding region runs from base 1 to 1848 and encodes 615 amino acids.
AUGGAUUUUAUCAACCCUCCUGUUGAUUUAACGAAUGCUGCUAAAUGCCAUUAUUCACAAAAAACAACAUUCAGAGAUAAAUUUGAAGUGGCAUGGAAUUUUAUAACUCCGUAUAUUACAAUAAAUCAUGAUAAAAUUGAUAAAACAGUUGGUCAAUCAAUGAUCUGGAGGGAAAUUGGUAAUAAAGAAUACACUACUGCAAAAAACAAAGAUUAUUUAAGCAAAUCAAUUAAAGCAUACUCCGAGAGUAUUGCUUUUGCACCACUUGGAUCCAAAGAAUUGUCAUUGGCUUAUGCAAAUCGUUCAGCUGUAUUGUUCAGAGCAAGACACUAUGAAGAUUGUCUUCUUGACAUUGAACGUGCAUUAAAAUCAGGCUAUCCAGAUAAAUUAAAAACAAAAUUAUAUUUACGUCAAUCAUUGUGUUUCAAGGCCUUGAAACCAAACUCAAAACUUGAAGCAGAUAUUUCAAUGGCCAGUGCAAAGCAGUGGCUACCUAAUUUAAAAAAAUAUAAUCCAACAUACGACCUAACCGAAGAGUAUCCGAAAAUGAUGAAUGAACUUAAAGAACCACGUGAGAUUAUUGAAUUUAUACCAGAAAUAAAAAAUGAUAAUGCAAUAAUAGUUGGUGCAUCUGAUGCAAUUGAAUUGAAAGAAACAAAUGAUAAUAAUCAACAUGUUGUUGCAACAAGAGACAUCAAGACUGGUGAAUUUAUUUACAUUUCUGAACCAUUUGCAGCUACUGUUAGUGAUGACUUCCGUUUUAUAAAUUGUUGGCAUUGUUGUCGCCAAACUUGGGCUGGUAUACCAUGUGAUAAUUGUCCUACUAUCAUAUAUUGUAGUGACACAUGUAAAAAAAAAGCAUGGAACAGUUAUCAUAAUAUUGAAUGUUUAGUAUUGGGACAAUUUUUAAAAUUUGAGAAAACUACUAGAGGUUAUUUAUUAGCAAUUAAACUUUUUUCAAAAACACUGAACUCAGUUGGUGGACUAAUUGAAUUAAAAAACAAAAUUGAAAAUAUUGACUCUAUGAAAAAUAGAGAAUUAAUAUUUACCAAUGGAAUUCUUGAUUUUAAUACUAUCGAUAAUUUUCUUAAUCUUGAUUAUUUUAAAGCAACAUCAACUGAGUGCACUUUUGGAUUUGCAUUAUUUGUGGUAUUGAUUGUUGCAAUUUUUGGUCACAAAACAGAUAUAUUUGGUAAAAAAAUGACAAUGAAAGAUUUGAUUAAUUAUAAAAAUGAAAAACUAUUAAUUUUAGGAGAAUUAUUAUUGCGUUUUUUACUAACUGUUCGUCGUAGUGGUCAAUCGUUCGUAGUUGAUGGUGAUAAUGAGUGGUCGAGUGUCAUGUUACCAUAUUGGAAGAUAAUAAAACCAAGCUGUGAUCCUAAUGUCGAUUGGACUCAUGUGGGUUCAAAUGUUGGGUAUUUUGCUCUGAAACCAAUCAAGCAAGGAGAACCGAUUCUCGAGAGUAUUUUUGGUUCAUAUCAUACAGUAUCUAAAACUGAACGAUCCAUUGGUUUCGGAAAUGUCAGUAAUGAUCCUCUAUCAUGUGAAUGCACAGCAUGUGUUGAAAACUGGUCAACUAUUCAUUCUCUUCCAUCCUACCAGAGUAUGACACUGCCGACCAGAAUCAAAGAAGAAUUGAAUUGUAUGAUGCUGGAACUCAAAGAAUGGCAGAAGCUUAUCCUGCAGGGAGAUCCUAAAAAAUUAUUAACAUUUAAGGACGACUUAAAUACUAUGAACGACAUGUUUCAUCAAUACAUCACUAAUCCUUGUAGAGAAAUAUCAGAAUUGCAUUUAUUCCUCAAAUUGUUGUACAUUCAACUACAUACUGUUCAUGAUAUUGACGAGUAAUUAUUUUCCAUCACAAAAAAGAAAGCAACAUUCUACUUUAUAUGUUUUUUUACAUCGAUGUUUAUUUCACCGAGAAAAAAAAAUUAUAG